AUGAAAAUCCAAUGGCUAACACCAGGACAGUCAAUCACAGCUUCCGACACCAUUGUAUCUGCAGGAAAUGUCUUCAAGUUAGGAUUCUUCAGUCAUUGGAAUGGAAGCUCCAACCGAAAUUACCCACUCACUGAUUCUUCUGCGGCUUUUAGCAUCAGUGAUGAUGGAAACCUCGCGAUACUAAAGGGAAAAAUUUUUUACAUGUUGACUAACAUAUCAUCAAAUGGUAACACUAGUGCUACCCUUUUGGAUUCAAGAAAUCUUGUUUUGAGAGAUAAGACAUCUGGCAGGGAAGACCAUGGCCCUGGAGUUUUCUCUCUGGAAUUUGAUCCUCAAGGCAUGCCCCAGUUCUUCAUCUUGAAGGGAUCUCAAAAGUAUUGGACUAGUGGGGUAUGGACUGGACAAAGUUACCGAAUGAUCCCUGAUAUGAGAGCUCGCAAUAUACACAUCACCUAUGUUUUCGGCCCGUGGUGGAGCAAUUUCACUUACUUUGUUACUGAUGCUUCCGUCACGAAUAUAUUUGUGUUAGAUGUAUCAGAGAAACUUCAACUGCUGUCGUGGUCUAAAACUACUCAUCAAUGGGAUUUGUUUUGGUCUCAACCGAGCCAGCAGUGUAGGGUUUAUGCCUACUGUGGGGCUUUUAGCAUUUGCAUUCAAAAGGCCCUUCCAUUUUGCCAAUGUUUGUCGAGUUUUGAACCCCAUUCUGUACGAAAUUGGAAUGCAGGAGACUUGUCAAGAGGGUGUGUGAGAAAAGCCCCUUUACAAUGUGUCAUUGAUAGUCAUGCCAAUGGACAUAGUGACCAGUGA
Molecule: messenger RNA, 807 nt
Organism: Camellia sinensis
Lineage: Eukaryota; Viridiplantae; Streptophyta; Magnoliopsida; Ericales; Theaceae
Source: RefSeq, a predicted model, not a curated record